CAAUUGCGAUUUCAAAGCAUUCAUACGAAACAUCAUGUCAAGUUCAGAUGAAGAUUGGUUUAACCAGGAUGAGGACAAACUGUUGCAGGGCCUGGAGAAGACGCUUAAGUCCCAGGAGCUGAGAGCGAAUGAGGAGCACAUUGAAAGCUGUCCACCUGAGGUGGGAGGACAUUACUUGAAGCAACUUAGCCUGGAGGCCUCCUCUGUGAGUGCCGGAAGUGAUGGCAAGGCCUCCGGCAGGUUCUCCCUGACCGAGUUGACAAAGGCGCUGAAAAUGCCAGCCGUCGACAUGUUCCUAUACUUCUUGUCCGAGGAUCGAGAUCUCUUCGUGAAUCAAGUGCUGGCCAAUGAUAGUGUGAAACGAGUUGGCCUGUUCGUGGAUAUCCUGUGGUCGCUCUGCGAACUGGAGUUGGGUGGAUUUGAUGAAAUCUUUCUGUCCGCUUUCAGUCGGCAGACGGUGCUUCUGGACAAGAUCAAGAAUCUUUUGCAGGCCAAAGCCGCUGUGGCAAAAUGUGAUGCGGAUUCGGCUCUGAUAUUAAGCCAUAUUAAGUGGAUGCUUCUGCGAGCUCAUAAGCAUGGCGUACUUAGUCGCCAGGGCUACGAAUUGGUGGAACUAUACAAAAAGUUGGCACCUUCCUUUAAAGGCGAAUUGGCAGAAGGUCUCGAUGCACUCAGCGGCAACCUUUCACAUAAUGUCAAGGGACAGAUUUAUCCGACGCUGGACAGGUUACUGGGCAAGGAAGACACUAAGGCCUUCAAUGAUGAAGAAAAUGAGCUUUUAGUGACCAACAAAGUGGUUCAAUAUUUGAAUGCACAGCGAAAUUUACUCAAGGAAGAUUUUUUGGACCCAUUAAUUGAGUUUGUGCAGCAACUACGCAGCGAAACGGAUGUCGAUGAGUUUAAGCAACAGGGCCUUCUGUGGUCCAAUGCGCAUCUGUCCUUAAAUCCGCAGUUUGCGGAGGCUCAGCGUCACAGCCUAGUUUUCUUGAAGGUAAACUCUACCGAAGCAUCGAAGAAUGAUUAUAAGAUUUGGCUGCAAUCCAUAAAAUCUGGGACACUGCUCUGUCUUACCACGAGUCUCGCCUUUGAUGAUCUAAUUCUGGCUUCCGUUGGCUAUACGGAGCCAGAAAAACUAAAGGAGGAUUGCCUAAGUGUGCAGAUUGUCAAACAAUAUAAUAUUGGAAACAUCUACGACCGACCACUGAUCAUGUUCCAGGCGCCAGUGUUUUUUGAGCCUUAUCUCAGGGUUCACAAUUACCUGAGCACCUGCAGCACAGAGCAGUUUCCCAUGCGUCGCUAUAUUCUAGACGGAGAAUUGGAGAUACCACCGCCAGCGUACAUGAAACCAGGAGUUAAGCUAUGUUUUAAUACAAAGCCCUUCACGCUGGACAAACUACCCGACGGUUUGCCCUUCAACGAGAGUCAGAAAACUGCUUUCAAGGAAGCUUUAACCAGGGAGUUUAGCAUCAUUCAGGGACCUCCAGGCACCGGAAAAACACACCUUUCUGUGGAGUUGGUUAACACUUUGAUACAGAAUGCCAAAGCCCUGGGCACGGGACCCAUCAUUGUGCUGACCUAUACCAACAACUCGCUGGACAAAUUCCUUGUAAAGGUGUCGCAGUACACCCAAGAGAUUCUUCGCUUUGGCAGCCAGUCGCGAGAUCCGCAAAUAUCCAAGUUUAAUGUGCGUACCAUGAUCAACCCGGAUUUGGUGCCACCGCGCUUGAAGCGAAUUUGGUGGCUGGUUAAUUGUGAAUACAAGGAAAAGUUUCAGAACCUACAAGGCCUGUACGCAAACUUUGAUGGCAGCGAGGACAGCUACCAGCAGACGCUGGCGGCUCAGGAGCAGCUUAAUCAGGUUGCCGAGCGUAUCGAAACACUGCGCAUGAUUUUCCAGUUCUUUCUAGCGAGGGACAAGGACGUGUUGGCUAUGACCACCACGUGCGCGGCUCGUGUUAACUUCUUGUUCAGGCUGCUGCAGUCAAAGUGCGUCGUCUUUGAGGAGGCAGCUGAGAUUCAGGAGGCACAUAUCCUGGCCUGCCUAACGCCACACACAGAGCAUGUGAUCCUUGUCGGCGAUCACAAGCAGCUGCAACCAUUCACCGGCAGCAGUAAGGUCCCACAGAUCUCGCUCUUUGAACGACUCAUUGUGGCGGGUCUGCCAUUUUCACUGCUCAAUCUGCAGUACCGCAUGCGCCCGUGCAUUUCCGAUCUCCUUGUGCCCAGCAUUUAUGACGAACUGCUCUGCUCGGAGUCAGUGAAGGCAUACGACAACAUCCGCCUGAUGGCUAAGAACUUGUACUUUGUUCAGCACAACCAAACGGAGCAACGCACCACUGAUAUGUCCAUCGAGAACCUUUACGAAGCUGGCGUGUUGGCCAAAUUAACUGAGUUCCUGAUUCAGAAGGCCAAAUACAAACACAGCGAUAUUGCGAUCCUGUCCCCGUACAAUGCCCAAAUAGAGUGCAUCAAGAAAGCGCUUCCCCGAAUGUAUCGUUCCACGGUGCAAGUGGCCAGUGUGGAUAGUUUCCAAGGCCUGGAGGCCAAUAUUGUGCUGCUAUCGCUGGUGCGCAGCAAUGCGUCCGGCCAAAUUGGCUUCCUUCGCCUAGCCAAUCGGGUGUGUGUGGCUCUUUCUCGAGCUCGCUGGGCGCUGUACAUCGUCGGUAACCUGGAGAUGUUGCAACAAUCCUACCCAAAGCUUUGGAGCCCAAUUGCCCAGCGUUUGGAAGAGAACAAUGCCAUCGGCGAGGCUUUUCCGUUCAGUACCUGAUUACCAAGUAAUUAAAAUAUGUUUAUAUGUA
Messenger RNA from Drosophila yakuba, 2801 nucleotides. RefSeq names its product NFX1-type zinc finger-containing protein 1. The record is from RefSeq and is a predicted model, not a curated record. Gene Ontology annotation, molecular function: helicase activity. Bases 35 to 2770 code for a protein of 911 amino acids. The transcript is spliced from 5 exons. Gene Ontology annotation, biological process: regulatory ncRNA-mediated heterochromatin formation. Gene Ontology annotation, cellular component: nuclear RNA-directed RNA polymerase complex. NCBI's taxonomy places the organism in Eukaryota, Metazoa, Arthropoda, Insecta, Diptera, Drosophilidae.